CAUUGGUUAUGUUUAUAUAAAAUGUGAUAUUCUGAUAUUUUACAAAUUUAAAGAAAACUUUAUGAAAUAAAAAUAUUAUUUUUUGUUUUUAUUUGUUUGUUUAUUUAUUAUUUAUUUGUUUCUAUAAUAAUGUCUCAUAUGAGGAGCAUUGUGUUGGGAGAAGCAUCAGAAUCAGAUAAUGAUGAUGAGAUUUUCAGUUAUGAGAAAGGCAGACUAGAAUAUUCAGAACUUUCGAUAGUAAGUGGAGAAGCUCCAGAAUCUGACGAUGACCAGGCCCCGACUGUAUUUCAAAUACCUCCUUCAGGAGACAAAAUUGUGAAAAACUUGGAUGAGAAUGAAAAACGAUAUAAUACACUGUUGCAUAAAAAAUUAUGUGAAAGUAAUCAAAAACUGAGAAAAAGCAUUGCAGAUGUGUACACAAGUACAACAUCGAAAGCAAUAAAGCAGUUGAGCACAGCCGAUAGAAAUUUAUUGCAGUCUCAAAUAAUUUUGCAGUCUGCUUCAGGUUAUUUGCAUUCGGUAGAAGAAAAUUUAAGGCAUUUGCAUACACGACUGCAUGAUGUAUUGGAUUGUAAUUUUAUUCCAGAUAUACACAUUCCGAAAGAAUGAAAAUUGUUAAUUGUUUGAAAAUGUAUACUCUUUGUUAAUAAUUU
Messenger RNA from Ctenocephalides felis (cat flea), 653 nucleotides. RefSeq lists its product as uncharacterized. Gene Ontology annotation, cellular component: BLOC-1 complex. The coding region runs from base 130 to 609 and encodes 159 amino acids. The transcript has 5 exons. Lineage: Eukaryota; Metazoa; Arthropoda; Insecta; Siphonaptera; Pulicidae. The record is from RefSeq and is a predicted model, not a curated record.